AAAAUUCGAAUCCUCUUCCCCUAAUACCUCGGACCCAUUCUCCAGUCAAUUGCAGGGAACGUCUCCCCCGCCAAGACCGCCGUCAGAUCCGUCAGCCAUGGCUUCCCCCUUCGAGACCGCGAAGCUCUCCCUCGACUACCUCCCCUACGCCUGCGAAUUCGACCCCCAAGAUCCGAAUCGCCUUCUCAUUGGCGGAGGAGGUGGUGCCAACCGCAGCGGUGUCGCCAACAAGAUUACAGUAAUCGACACCUCAGCCAAGGAAGAAUUGCGCAUCAGCGGCGAAGCCGACCUCAGCCGCAAUGAGGACAGCGUCAUGACCCUCGCCGCCGGUCCCAAGAAGGGCAGAACGAGCUACCUCUACGCCGGCAUCAACUCGAGCCCCGCCGAGGUCGAGAAGGGCAAGAACGAGCACUUCCGCGCCUUUGGCAUCGAGCAGAGCAAGGCGCGCGUCUCGGCCGGCGCCAACGCUCCUAGCGUGAGCCUGGCUGAGCUGUCGCGCACCUCCAUCUUUGCCCAUAACGAGAUCGACAAGGAUGCGUACCAGCGCGUCCUCCGGCUGUCUGCGCCGUAUGGCGAGAAGCAGCUUGGUGUCGUGGCGACGGGGUUGGCUAAGCAGUCGCAGAUUGCGAUUUUUGAGAUUGCGGCUGGGAAUGCUACCAAGCCCAAGAUUCUCGGACAGUUGGACGUUUCCAAGGAGCCCGUGGACGUGGAUGUCAUUCAGACUGGGGAGGACUCGUACCAGGUCGCGUACUGCGACGAGCGCGAGCUUUUCAUCAUCAAUGUUGUAGAGUCUGAGAUUGACGGUCCUCACCAUGCCUACGAAAUCAAGGAGGACGGCUCCGGUACCUGGCCUAACUUCCGGUCAAUCCGGUACCUCUCAAAAGAUUUUGUUCUGGCGGGCACCAACAUUCCCAAGCGGGGUGGUGCAAUUCUUUUGGGAAUCCGACUUCCGCUCAAGGAGGACGAACCUGGACGCUUGGCGGCGACGGUGAAGCUGCCUCGUGCGGUGAACCAAAUUACCACCAUUGCUGCGCGGAAUCUCACUCCUCCCUCAGCCCCUGGCGCUAAGAUUGGCAACGCGCAGUUUCUCGUCGCUGCAGUUGGCCAGGAUCGGUCGAUAUCACUCUUCACGCUCGAGCAUCAUGCGCACUCGAGCAUUGACUUGCUUGUCGACUUUGAUCUGCUCACGACGUUGAAGGAAGUACACCCUCUGCAGAUCACAAACGUCACCCUCUCUCACUACAUCCCGCCCAAGACCACCGCCCGCCCUCAGUACAUUAAGCUGGCGAGUAUCUCAAUGAAGAACACCGUCAUCGUGCACUCCAUCCUCUUGAAGAAGUUCACCGACAGGGACGCUCCCAUCCGCAAGGGCGGUCCGCCGCGACCCCAGCGCUAUGCGGUUGCCCUGCAACCCCGCAAGUGGUCCAAGACCUGGCUCGCAGCCACGACGGUCCUCGUCCUCGUGUUGGCUAUCCUCUUCCAACUCGGCCUCGAAACCAUGGACGCAAUUCAACCGCGCAUCCUCCCCAGCCGCGGCUCCGUCGCAAACGUGCCCAACGAGUUCCUCACCUCUCUCAUCGGCGACGUCCACGCUCUGCAGGGCGACCCGAUCGUCAUCCGCGAGGACGUUGUCAGCCCCACGCACAUUGAAGAAGACCCCGUCCCUAGGUUCCAGGCCGCCGUGCACGAUGAAGAGGUGUACGGUCCCGCGGUCAGCUGGGAGGACCUGGCGCCGCAGCAGAAGAAGCUCUGGAAGGAGAAGCUUUCCAAGGCGGGUCACUGGACGCAGAAUAUGGGCGAGAGCGUGUUCAAGGGCGUCUUGUUUGGGGAGAUUGCGGGGGCGGUGGGACGCGCUGUGGGAGGUCAAUGAGGUGAGUGUAUUUUGUGAAGUUGGGGGAGGGAGGCCCGGGGUCAAAUGAGAUAUAUUAUUAAGAUGUGUUUACGGAAAUGUGUCGUUCAUAGAACUUGUCCGGGACGGGCAUGUACGAUUUAAUCACGAAGUUGUACGAUUUAUUGGAGAAUGACUUUUUGGAAGAUGAGAAGAGUCAUUGUGUGAGGUUGGUGAUUGAUCUGUCGGGUGUGAGGUGAUGUGAUGGAGUCCGUCUCGUGUUCCUGCUGGGGUCUCAGGAGAAGGAGUGAAGUUUGUCGGUGGUACAUGUCUCCACGGCUUGCGAUGCUGCACUGGUCGUCUGGGAUGU
Messenger RNA from Colletotrichum phormii, 2198 nucleotides. RefSeq lists its product as uncharacterized. Bases 98 to 1870 code for a protein of 590 amino acids. Gene Ontology annotation, molecular function: protein binding; GTPase activator activity; guanyl-nucleotide exchange factor activity. NCBI's taxonomy places the organism in Eukaryota, Fungi, Ascomycota, Sordariomycetes, Glomerellales, Glomerellaceae. Gene Ontology annotation, cellular component: endoplasmic reticulum membrane. The record is from RefSeq and is a predicted model, not a curated record. The transcript has 2 exons. Gene Ontology annotation, biological process: protein secretion.